Molecule: messenger RNA, 1943 nt
Organism: Papilio xuthus (Asian swallowtail)
Lineage: Eukaryota; Metazoa; Arthropoda; Insecta; Lepidoptera; Papilionidae
Product: E3 ubiquitin-protein ligase Mdm2
Exons: 5
Coding region: 141-1226 (361 amino acids)
Biological process (GO): negative regulation of apoptotic process; protein ubiquitination; regulation of gene expression
Molecular function (GO): ubiquitin protein ligase activity
Source: RefSeq, a predicted model, not a curated record
UGUACAUCAAAAAAUUCCACAAACGAGUUGAAACGAGUUGAUGUGAAGGAAAACGUACAUCCAAAAUUUACAAUACUAAUCAAACCAAAUUAUCAAUCGAAACUUUAUAACAUUUACAGAAGAUAGAAGGUCUGACGAAUAUGAAUACAACUGCUUCGUUCUCAUCAGAACAUUCAUGGAGCAGACGUUGUUCAACUGAAACCGUUUUUAGCAUCCAAGGAAAAGAAACUGAUAUUGUGCGUGACACGAGUGACACAGAGUGGGCGAGCAGCGAGGAGGAGCGUGACGUGGAGUACGAGCCAGUGACAGAGCCCGAGGACGACGCCCCACUCUCCUGGCAGUCCUCCAGCGGUAGCGACAACGAAAUAAUAACGACAAAAGUGAUAGAGGUAUCAAUGCGAGACGACGGCGACCUCGUGUUCGCCGACUCCGAGCAGACAGAGUCAAAUGGCAGCGACAGCGAGAUUGAUCUGCACGAUUACUGGUACUGCGCGCAAUGCCUCGCGCGCAACAACAACCCCCUCUAUCGAUACUGCGAGAAGUGCUUCAAGGUACGUAAAAACUUCUUCCCGCCGAGGCCGAAGCGAAAACACAAGCGUAACUCGCUCGAGCGCGACAACACACGGAUAGAUCCUGACAUAAAUACAAAAGACGAGGAUAUCGUCGUAUCUAGGAUCGAUUCCGACAACAUGGCGCGUCUGUCACAGGACUCGGGGGUCGAAUCCUUAGGCAUCAUAUCAGCCUCCAGCCAGGAACUGGGUCCCAGCGAAGGGGUCGGUCUCUCAGCUGAUAAUGAGGUCAAAAGUGAGACUAGUUUAAGCCAAAAUGUGAUAUUAAAUAGACGGAAACGUCGCGCGGAAUCCGCCGACCGUAGGGACAAACGUAUGAAAGUUGACUAUUCAGAUUCCGAAAGCGAUUCGGAUAGCGAAACGAAAGUUAAACCGUUAGUUAAAAUGGUUAGUGAUCCAUCUCUAUCAAUACAAGAGAUAGAUUCUGUUAAAUUAUCCAAAAAGGCUAUUAUCAAUUCAAUAAAGGAGAAUCUAGAUGGGGAUGAUAAUAUGUGCAUAAUUUGCUUUUCUAAACCAAAGUCUGGUGUCUUUGUCCACGGUAGAAUAGCACACAUAUGUUGUUGUUACAACUGCGCAGUAAAAGUUUGGGCUAAAGCUAAACGUUGUCCCGUCUGCAACUGUAAAGUCAGUAAUGUACUCAAGGCGGUCGUUAUGUAGUCGGUAGGAUUUGUAAAUAAUUUGUUGAUUACCUUUUGUUGGUCGUUGAAUAAUUGUUAAUUAUCUUACUAUGGUACUGAAGUAAACAGUGGCCAUGUUCAAUCAUAACUUGCUAAAACAAAAAUAUUUCUCUAACACAAUAACUUAUGCAAGAUGAAGGAAGAUUAGUCUAUUUUCAAGAAGUGUGGUUAUUAGUAUAACACUUUCAGGGUAGGUAGAUUCAGGGUACAUUUCUGGAAUAUACCGAUACGUUUUUAAUUCGAUCUAGGUUUAAAUCUAGAUUUAGGCGUUGUGGCUAUGUACCUGAUCAAAUGAUCGCGUGGAUUUUGUAUAUAGUAAUAGAAGAGUUUGCAAAUUGCAUUAAAAUUGUCUAGUUCUUAGAGUGAUAUAUUCAGAGUAAGUUUUUUUGAUUAGAUUACUAGUUUUCCACCGAAAAGAGAUAAUAUAUUGUUUAUGUAAAGUCUAGGUUAGGUCGUAAAAGAAAAUAGGUUAAAUACAAAAAAAUCGUCACAUAAUUUAAGGUCAAAUGAGGUUUCGACCUAAAUAAAUGUAACCUCAAAUCUUAUUUAGUUGUCUUAAGUUUGAAACAUGUUUUAGUAUACAGCAAGAAAUCAUACAUACGCUUAUUUCAGAGUUAGAAUAUUAAUAUGUUUCCAUGUUAGUCGGCAAGUACAGAAUAAAUUCGUGUUUCGUACGGUUUUUGUGCAAUAAAAUAAA